This is a messenger RNA of Ostreobium quekettii, 1983 nucleotides long. The record is from the annotation of a GenBank genome assembly. Lineage: Eukaryota; Viridiplantae; Chlorophyta; Ulvophyceae; Bryopsidales; Ostreobiaceae.
AUGGCGAGCAACAAGAAGUUUCGACAUAGGUCUGAGGCGGCAGCCGUGAAGAGGGUGGCAUGCAUGGAGGGUGACGAGGGCUGCAUGUGCCCCAAGUGCAGGUUUGGGAGCUCCCUUGAUUCUGACGACCAGGAGAAGCGGCUGAAUGACAUAGCCACAUGGCUGUGCGUGGGGCCUGACAGCGAAGAGGAGCCAACCAAACAGGAGCUGAAGAAGUGGAACAAGACAGCGCUGAAGCUGUGCAAAUCGGCGCAGGUGGGCAAUAUUGAGGAGAUGGAGGAGCUUUUAAGCAAGCAGGACUGCGAUGAUGACAUCAUGACACAGAUAUCCUCAGAACUGGUGAUUGUGGCGAGCCAGUUUGGAAAGCUGGAGGCCCUUAAGGUCCUGCAUGAGAGCUGGCUGGCAGACCUGAAUUACCAGAGCAACAGGGGUAGGACGGAGAGGGGGAGGAGCGCGCUUAUGUACGCGGCUAGCAACGGGCAUGUGCCAGUUGUGCGCUACCUGCUUGAGCAUGAAGAUGUCAACAUAGAUUGUGCAGAUGAGGGUGCAAUGACGGCACUCAUGAUAGCCAUAUUCUCAAAUCGGAACGCAGUUGUCCAGGUGUUGCUUGAAGAGGGUGCAGAUGUGAAUGUGACAGAUAGCAGGGGCCGGACUGCCCUAUCCCAUGCCGCUAUGUUUGGCAAUGUGGACACGAUUAAUCUGCUGGCGGAGCAUGGGAGCUCCCUAUACCAUCAGGAUGGGGAUGGUAAGACUGUGCUGGAGCUCGCGCAGUGCCACAAUAGAUGCACGCAUGUGGUUGAAGCCAUUAAGAAAUGCCUUGUGAAGGAGGAGCUGCGCAAAGAGAGGGAGCGGCGCAGCAAGAACAAGCUGAAGGCUAGUCAGGGAGGGGGCACAGGGUUGGCAUCGCGGGGCGCAGAACAAGCGGACCAAAACAUGGCAAGGCUGUUGCGUGAACUGGAAGAAGAAGAACUGUCACAAAAGAAAAAGAAAGAAUCGAGAAAAGCAAGGAGGCGGCGGAGGAGUGGCCCAGGGUUGAGCUCAGGGACUGAUGAAUUGUCUGUGGAUGGCAUGGUCGGUGGUUCGCUCGUAAGCCAAUCACCUGAAUGUCCUGGCCGAUCAAUCGAUGUGGGGAGCCAUUCGCCAGAUAGGGGCGAGCAGACAAAGGAAUUGAGCUCUCGAAAGAAGAACCGUAAAGCACGCAAGGCUUCUGAAUGCCCAAGCAGACAGGAGCCAAAAGCUGAGCCAAUAUCUGUGGUGUCCAGCUGGGACUUACUGAAUCCACACGCACAAAGCGUGGACCCAAGAGAGCUGAGGGCGUACUGGAACGUCAUUUUGGAGGAUGCGAACAGGUGCGUGGAGGAGGAGAAGCAGGCACAGUACAGGGACCUUCUUUUGAAGCUCAUGCAGCGGUGUGAGGAGGAGGGCAUAAGCGUGAAGCAGGGCAAGAAGGUGAUGGGCCGGCUGGAGAGGGUAGGAGGUGCUCGGGAGGAGCUGUGUGGUGCAAUUGGCACCACGCCCGUGGACCUCCACCGAGUAGACAUGGCUUUGAAGGACGCCAAGCAGGUUAAGAAUCUCAUCGACCCCAAACUGUGGGCAAAGGCAGAAGCCCUGAUGCAGGAGGGUGGAGCACAGUUCGUGCAGGAAAGGGAGGCUGUGAUCUCGUCACUCGUGCAGCUGCACACGGAUGUGCAGGCAAAUGGGCACUGCGAUGAAUCACCACAGGGCAGCCCCCCAGGCUCCUCGGAACCCCUCGGCAGUGUGAGUUUGAAUGGCGCACCAAGGAGGGCACAGGCAGCUGAUGGGGGUGACACCCUGGCGAAGGACAUAGAGUGCAUGGUGUGUCUCUGUGCAAGGCGGAGCGCGUGCAUCGUGCCGUGCGGGCAUAUUUGCAUGUGCUAUGGAUGCGCUAUGGAGGUGCAGAACAAGAAAGGGGUGUGCCCGCUCUGCCGAGGUAGCAUCGACGUCAUCAUGGAAAUCCUGUGA